AUGCUGUUCUGCCCGUACUGCAGCAACAACCUUACCAUUGGCGAUGGCGACGACGGGCCGGACAAGAUGUGUCCGACGUGCCCGUACAAGUGGGUGAUUACGCAGCAGAUUAGCAUGCGCACCCAUUUGCAGCGCAAGGAGGUCGACGAUGUCAUGGGCGGGCCUGAGGCGUGGGCCAAGGUCGACCAAGCUGAUGCCGACUGCCCGAAGUGUCAGGAGUGCCAUCGCGCCUACUUCCGCCAGUUGCAGAUCCGCUCUGCCGACGAGCCAAUGACGACUUUCUACAAGUGCGUCGAUUGCGGACACCAGUGGCGCGAGAACUAG
Messenger RNA from Cutaneotrichosporon oleaginosum, 324 nucleotides. RefSeq lists its product as uncharacterized. Gene Ontology annotation, biological process: termination of RNA polymerase III transcription; DNA-templated transcription. The record is from RefSeq and is a predicted model, not a curated record. Lineage: Eukaryota; Fungi; Basidiomycota; Tremellomycetes; Trichosporonales; Trichosporonaceae. Gene Ontology annotation, cellular component: RNA polymerase III complex. Gene Ontology annotation, molecular function: zinc ion binding; nucleic acid binding.